AUGCAAUGUCCGUCCAGCCCAUCAACCUUCAAUCCCCCCGACCAUCCCAUCGCCCUCUGCCGCACUCACCUCCUCUCACCCGCGCCGGACCGCCUCACCAACACCCCCACAACCCUAUGGAUCACGCGCGAUAAUACCCUCUCCGGGCGUGACUUCACCGUGACGCAACUACGUAAAGAUGAACCGGUCGGCAGCCCCCGGCGCAACCCCCUGCUAUAUACCGUGACUGGCAAGUUCUGGAGUAACUCGUUCCAGCGCGAGAUCCGCGAUGCGUCUCGACGACCGAUACUCGAAGUUACGCCGGAUCUGGUGGAAGGGCCAGUGGUCGAUAUGCGAUGGGCGAUUGGGACGAAGAUGGGAAUACGAUUUACGAAUGCACUUGUUGGGAGGUUGGAUGGCGUUUUGACACGGAGUCGGAACGUACGGAACGAGGAGGAUAUGGAGAGUGAGGCCCCGCCGCCGUAUACGCCGCCACCGUACAGUGAAGUGUUGGCGGAGGCUAGUAGGCAUCACUCGGGAAGUGGAAAUGGGAGUGGAAAUGGAAGUGGAGGAGAGAGUGAUAGUUCGGACAGUUCGGCCACCAAGGCAAGACGACACAAUUUUGAGCCGCCGACCUACGACUCGGUUCGGCGAUCGAGUCGAUCGAGUCAUUCGUUGCGAGAUCUGCUCGACGCAAUCGAACCGCCGAGAGAACCGGCGCCGGCGCCACUAUCACAUCAGAGGCGGUGGUCGGAAGGGGGCAUCAAUCCGAACGUGGAGCUGAGCGUGGUCCAGCAGACCUCUCGAUCUGCGAUCGUGACGAUGGGGGAGAGGAGGAUUAUGCAGAUCCGGCGCGAUAAGGUGAUGGACUAUAACUUGUCCGGGUCGACGCCGAAGUGGGAAGUUGAGAUUGCGGAAGGAGUGGAUUUGGUACUGGCUGUGAUCAUCGUAUUGAUCAUGGCCGAAUUUGUACGGCACGAGUAUCGUGUUCGGGUGAUUUGA
Penicillium maclennaniae is the source of this 981-nucleotide messenger RNA. RefSeq lists its product as uncharacterized. The coding region runs from base 1 to 981 and encodes 326 amino acids. The transcript has 2 exons. Lineage: Eukaryota; Fungi; Ascomycota; Eurotiomycetes; Eurotiales; Aspergillaceae. The record is from RefSeq and is a predicted model, not a curated record.